Frieseomelitta varia is the source of this 3302-nucleotide messenger RNA. It is a transcript of the gene Tsf3, whose product is annotated as transferrin. Lineage: Eukaryota; Metazoa; Arthropoda; Insecta; Hymenoptera; Apidae. Gene Ontology annotation, cellular component: plasma membrane; recycling endosome; early endosome. Gene Ontology annotation, biological process: iron ion transport. The coding region runs from base 31 to 2139 and encodes 702 amino acids. The transcript is spliced from 15 exons. The record is from RefSeq and is a predicted model, not a curated record.
UCAAAGACUUACGAUUGGUCCUUGAGGAAGAUGCCGGUGGGAGGAUCGUUGAAGAUGAAACCUCGAUUAUUUGUUUUACUCUCCUUUUUCGCGUUUUUUCAUCAAAGUAUCAACGCUGAAAAUUUAAAACUAUGCGUGGUCGAGAGUGUUCACACGACGAAAAGGAUCCGUGGACUUUGCAAGCAGUUGGUAAUUUCAGGGAGCCCAAUAGAGUGUAUCAUAGGAAAUGAUAGAUUCAACUGCCUGCGGCGAUUAACCAUGGGCAAAGCUGACUUUACCGUACUGGAACCGGAAGAUCUGGUUGCAGCAUCCGCGUACAACGAAUACAACAUUCUAGUCACGAACGAACUAAGAGCAUUUCCAGAUGAAAAGCAACGUUAUGAGAUGGUAGUCAUAGUCUCUAAGGAGGUAAGAAAUAUAUGGGAUGUAAAAGGUAAAAGAUUCUGUCAUCCUGGACUGGAUACAACUGAUGAUUGGACCAAUGCAUUUUCUACGUACUUUGAAGAAUGGGUGAUAUUGAAAGAAUGUGAUCCAAAUAAAACAUUGUUGGAGAAUCGAAUGAACGGUUUGUCGAACUUCUUCGAGACAGCCUGUAUAGCUGGUCCCUGGACUGCUGAUACCACGUACGAUAGUAAAUUAAAAUCCAAGUACAGGAAUCUUUGCGCUGCAUGUGACAAUCCAGUUGGUUGUUAUACGACUGAUACAUAUCACGGUCGCGAAGGCGCUUUGUUGUGCCUCACUGAUAAUGCAGGCGAUAUUGCCUGGGUUAGAUUAAAUGAUACCUUGGAACAUUUUAAGGAUGAACGGAUUAACAAGGAAGAUUACAAGUACCUUUGUCCGGACGGUACGACGAGACCGGUGAAAUUUGAUAAACCAUGCGUAUGGAUCACAAAACCAUGGCCGGUGAUCAUCGCUAGAUCAGAGAUAGCGGAAAAAGUAGAGAUGAUGAUGCGUUCUUCGAAUAUGGACAAGUUUAGCCAAUUACUGGAGAAUUAUCAUCCGACGCCGGUGAGCACAGAUACUCUGGAAACGCCGGAAGACUUCCUAAUAAGAUUUCCUCGUUUCAUGAGUGCCAAUAAUCGCGCAACGUGUCACCCAUCGAGAAGAGUAAGAUGGUGCGUCGCGUCGAAUUUGGAAGAAAAUAAGUGUCGAUGGCUCAGAGAAGCUUCGAUCGUGUAUGGUGUGGAGCCAGCAAUUUCCUGCAUCCAGGAAUUGACCAGAGCAGGUUGUUUGAAAGCUGUUAAAACCGAACGAGCGGAUAUAUUUGUUGCAAGGCCGGAAGAGCUGUUUGAAGCUAGAAAAAUGAAUCUAAAAACGAUGGUGCAGGUGAUACCUAAAAGAAACAACGAAUUUGUUAGGAUUGCGGCAGUCGUGAAAAGGGAUUCAUGGAUCAAGAAUUUAAAAGACCUGAAGGGGGCCAAAGCAUGUUUCACGGGAUAUCGAGACGUUGGAUGGAAUGCUUUUGUGACUACUUUGAAGAAUAUAUCAGCUACAGAUUACUGCCCAGAUACAGAAGCAGUUUCUAAGUUCUUCACAGAGAGUUCUAUUGUUGGUUUGAGCGACAGUGACGGCCAAAUGCCGUAUAAUUUACAUGCCUUGAAUAAACAAGCGAACGGAAUUGAUAAAGACUUGAUUGCUUUUGACUGUAUGAUGUCUAAUGUCGGAGAUGUGGCUUUUGUUAAUUUGAAGAGUAUCGAAGGAAAAAUUGGUAAUUUAGUACAAAAACGUGGUAAUCAGGCAAGAAAUACCAAGUACCGAACUCUAUGCCUCAAUCAGAUCGAUUCGGAUGAAAUGUGUUUGCUUACGUGGGCUCCGUUGGGCAUGGUGGUAACGCAUGAAAAUAUAACAGACUUAAGACGAGAAGAAAUUUACUCAAUGCUGUUGGAAAUGGACAAACUUUUCGGAAGCAGUUUCAAGGGCCCAACGCCUGCUUUUUCCAUGUACGGAAUAUACGAUUCAAAUCAUAGUAUUAUAUUUCCGAAACAGAGGUGCAGCCAUGUUCAUCUGUAUAAAUGCCACAGCCGAUUAUCGUACCGAUUGCGCUUAAAGAGCCAACCGGUUUCCCGGGGUCACCAGCUGUCGAUGUUCCGCUUGCAAGUCGCUUUUUACGAUCGUAUGCAACUACUCCAACCGCACUAACCUGAUAUUCAUAUUCUCCAAUUAUAUUUUAUAAAACCUGAGGGCUUACAAAAUUUUAAAAACUAAGAUUAUACAUAUAUAAUUUUCUAACCGGCCUAAUAUUACCUGUAAAAUCAUUGGAUCAUCCCAAUCUGUUAAAUCGCUUGAUAAUACACAGUACUCUUCUCCGUCUAAAGAUCGAUUUAUAAAGCAAUCCGAAUCACAUUCUUUUUUCCUAUUCUCGUCAUCAUCAUUCCAUUUAUUUUCUUCAUUUUCUUCUUCAUUCAUACAGUAUGUCAAAGAUUCGAAGCUUGAUGAAUUGGCUGUGUUUAAACUUCCUGGCGGUAAAAUUGGAAUUCCGUUGUCCAAAGCAAACUUUUGAGCUCCAUUUUCAACGAUUAGAACAUGUCCCGUUUUCUCUAAUACUUUUCGUGCUAUCGUUAGAAAUUGAAAUCGGAAGUUACAACGAAUCGUUAAAUAUUGAUGUUAAAUGGAAAUUACAACGGAUCAUCAAAUAUUGACUCGUCAGUCAAAAUGUACCCAAAGAAAUAGGAUGUUCUAUGUCACGAACAGCGCCUACACAUCCAGCAUCGCGUGUUGUCAUUAUAGCAGCAUCUGUGACAAUUUCAUCGUUAACGUUCAAGGAACCUCCUUUCGCGCAAUUAAAAAGCGGCCUGCUUUCCAUAUAAGCAACUGCUUUUUCUACUGCAUCUGUCGCUGAUUCGCCGUUAAUAAGAUCGCAGUAUGCCUCAAUGGCGGCAUUUUUAACCUAUUUGAACGAACAAAAAUCUUCAUUUAUCAUGAUUUAUUAAAUGAAGUCGUUGUAUAGAAAUGAUGAUCGUUUUAUCAACGCUCACGUAUAUUUUAUAAAUAAUUACUUUUUCUUUUUAUAAAAAAAUGAUAUAUAUAUAUAUAUAAAUAUCAUUUGGAAAGUAAUAUUUUUCAAACCUCGAAGAGCAUGCGUUUAUGUUUCGCCCGAGGAAUUUUUCCAGCGCCCCCAUGAACUACUAUAACUGGAUCAGUGUAGAUACGACGUUUCUUUUUGUCUAAUUUUGACUCGUAUUUGAUUCUCGCUAAAAUCUGAUUGAUCCAAGAGCAAUAAUCGCACAUUGUGAAUGAAUAACAUAAAAUUUUACGGCGGGGAAUAAGUUUAUUAAAACAGGUUUAUGUUAUUUAAAAACAAA